AUGACUAUAGUCUCCAUCAUCUUGUGGCAAUGCAAAUGCAAUCCAUUAUUAGCAAAUGGAAGCAGCUUGAGUGGUUUCACCACAGAUCUGAUCCACACAGACUCUCCUCUCUUGAAUCCUUCCCUGACGCUGGAGCAGCGCGCCGACAACGCCAGGAACCGGACCCUGGCCCGGGCCAGACGCUACGCUCGGGGCACGCCCGAGGGCAGCCUCCUCUACGAUAAGGGAGCAUACAUGAUGCACUUGUUCGUGGGCACCCCUUGGAAGCAAGCCAUGUUGUACGUCGACACCGGCAGCCCCUUGAUAUGGACCCAGUGCUCCCCCUGCAAGAAAUGCACACCCCAACGCUACCCCCUCUUCGAGCCUCUUGCGUCCGAGACCUACAGACUCACCCGCUGCGGCUCCAUCGGCUGCCGGGCCUUCGGCUCCUCCGGGUAUUGCGACCAGAAGAGGCAAAAGUGCCUUUACCUGUCGCAAUACUCGGACGGGUCCCGGACGGGCGGAUCCGUGGGGACAGACACCUUCACCUUCCACACCGGCGAGCGGGGCCUGGUGAGCUUCCCCAAGAUCGUGUUCGGGUGCGGACACGACAACUACCGCAUCGGCUCGGGCGUGGCCGGGCUGGGAGCCGCCCCGGGCUCCCUCCUCACCCAACUAGGCUACGACAAGUUCUCCUACUGCCUCUUCCCCGCCCGAGGCGGCAAGUACGAGACCAGCACCCUCCACUUCGGCUCCAACGCCGAGGUCUCCGGCUGGGGAGUCGCCGCCACGCCGCUGGCCGUCAAGGGCCUCUUCUACUAUCUGACGCUGGAGGCUAUCUCCGUCGCGGACAAGCGGUUUUACUACCACAGCCCGAAGGCCGGGGCGGGGGGGCCGAACAUCGUGAUCGACAACGCGUCGGUGCUGACGGUGCUGCCGGUGAGAUUCUACGACGAGGUGGAGGUGGCGAUUGCGAACUCGAUCCCGCAGAGGGCGGUGAGGGAUUUCAGAGAGUGGCGGCUGUGCUACUCGGAGAAGUUCGAGAUGCCGAAGAUCACGGUGCAUUUCAAAGGUGCGGAUGUGGAGUGGAGGCGCGAGAAUGUGUUUUGGAGAGCGAGUGCGGAUUAUGAGUGCUUGGCGUUGGAGAAGAUACAGUUAUAA
This is a messenger RNA of Salvia hispanica, 1140 nucleotides long. Lineage: Eukaryota; Viridiplantae; Streptophyta; Magnoliopsida; Lamiales; Lamiaceae. The record is from RefSeq and is a predicted model, not a curated record.